Molecule: messenger RNA, 1381 nt
Organism: Musca vetustissima
Lineage: Eukaryota; Metazoa; Arthropoda; Insecta; Diptera; Muscidae
Product: thiamine transporter 1
Exons: 3
Coding region: 2-1381 (459 amino acids)
Biological process (GO): vitamin transport; transmembrane transport
Cellular component (GO): plasma membrane
Molecular function (GO): vitamin transmembrane transporter activity
Source: RefSeq, a predicted model, not a curated record
UAUGCAAGCAUGGUUACGUAUAUCCUUAUUGUUAUGCACGUUUGGCUUUUUUCGCGAAAUGCGUCCAUCCGAACCAUUUGUGGUGGAAUAUUUAACCGGUCCGGAUCGUAAUAUAACAAGUGAAGAUUUAAAUCGUGAAAUAUAUCCAUUCGGUACAUAUUCCGUACUCAUUCAACUGGUCAUUGUGUUUCUAAUUACGGAUAUUUUACGAUAUAAGGCAAUAAUAAUUGUUUCCGCGCUUUCGGGUAUUGUUCUCUUCGGCAUAUUAUUAUGGACACAGACUGUGUGGGAAUUAUUGAUAGGUCAGGUAUUUUUUGGUACCUUUAUGGCCAGUGAAGUAGCCUAUUAUACGUAUAUAUAUGCUAAAGUGGAAAAAUCACGUUAUCAAAUUGUCUCCGGUCACACGCGUUCCGCAAUAUUGUGUGGCAAGUUUUUGGGUGGUGUUUUAGCUCAGGUGCUGGUAUCAACGGAUUCUUUAGAUUAUCGUGGAUUACAUUACAUAUCAUUUGCUUCGCAAAUCGUAUCGUUAUUUGUUGCUGUAGCCCUGCCGAGUGUUAGUCAAAGUAUAUAUUUUUAUAAAACUACAAAAGGUGAUGAUGGCGGAGCUGUUGUCGAUAGUAAUAAAGAUAAAUGUGAAAAUAAUAUUGAUGGAAUAGCAGCAACACCACAACCUCACCCAGCUGAAUUGGAGAAUGGUACUCUAUCCCCGAAAUUUUCGUGGAAAAAUGCAAGCCGACUCUUGUGGCAGCAUACCGUUAGCGCAUACACAAAUCCCACCGUAUUAAAAUGGAGUAUAUGGUGGUCGCUGGCAACAUGUGGCCAAUUGCAAGUUAUUUCCUAUGCACAAAUUCUAUGGAAAGAAAUCGAUGAAAAUCAUCAAAGUUAUUAUAAUGGUGCUGUCGAGGCGACAGUUACCCUACUGGGUGCUGUCGGUGCAAUGACCGCGGGCAUGUUAAAUGGCGUUUAUCGUUCACAAUGGAUCUUAACAAUAUGCUCGAUUUUAAUGGGUGCAUUUAUGAUCAUAUCCGCCGUCACAAAUAUCCUUUGGGUAGCAUAUGCUAUGUAUGUUAUGUUCGGCAUAUUGUAUUUCUUUGUCAUAACCAUUGCCAGUGCUAUUGUGGCACGUAAUUUAAGUGAUGAUAGUUUUGGUUUAAUAUUCGGCAUAAAUACCCUUAUAGCUUUGAUAUUACAAACCAUCUUAACUCUGGUUGUAGUUACAGAGGCUGGAUAUAGUUUAGCGCCGCGGGACCAAUACAUUGUGUAUGGGUCAUAUUUUGUAGUAUUAGCUGUUAUUUUUAUAGUCGUCGUUAUUGUAGAACAAUUUAUUAAAUGUACAACAACAAAGAAAGAGAAAGAUUUGGAUGUGGAAUCGAUACAAUAG